Molecule: messenger RNA, 1785 nt
Organism: Peronospora matthiolae
Lineage: Eukaryota; Oomycota; Peronosporomycetes; Peronosporales; Peronosporaceae
Source: the annotation of a GenBank genome assembly
AUGUUCUACUCGCAGCUCAUCUUGGCCAGGAAAGGGCCUCUGGGCAAGAUCUGGCUCGCUGCGCACUGGGACAAGAAGCUCAACAAGCACCAGAUCUUCACGUCCGACAUCCACAGCUCCGUCCAAUGUAUCGUCCAUCCCCAAGUCCCUCUCGCGCUGCGUGUGUCGGGCCACUUGCUGCUGGGCGUCGUGCGCAUUUACUCACGCAAAGUCAAGUACUUGUACUCGGACUGCAGCGACGCGUUGGUCAAGAUGAAACUGGCCUUCCGUCCAGGCGCAGUGGACUUGCCUGCGACGACGCAACAGGCGGCGCCGCAUACGAUCAAUGUGGCCCACUUUGGUGAAUUUGAGGCGGAAGUGACGUAUUCGAUUGAGGCGAUUGCUGUGCCGACGUUGGACGAAUGGAUGGCUGCGUCGAGUCAGACGAUGGCGAGGCGUCGGGAUAUUACGCUGGCUGAUCCGCUGGAUCGAAGCAGCUUAGAGAGAGAUGCUAUUUCGAUGGAAGAUUCGUUUGGGGGUGGCGAUGGAAGUGAUUGGCAGGCGUUUGAUCUAGAUGACAAUUUUGGGAGCUUCGGACUCGACGCGAGUGCUGUCAGUGACAUUGAGAUCGCACGUGAAGCCGAUGCCCCCAUGUUGCCGCUGGAUGACUCUGGACUUUUAGAUGUCAGAGACAAGUCGUUGGACCGAAGCUCUGUCGUGGUAGAAGAAGAGAUGCCGGGAUUUGGACUCCAUGACGCGUCGUUUGAGAUGCCUGCCGACGCUAAAAUGGAGAUUGGUGAUCCGCUUGACGAUCCGGCGAACCUUAGUGGCAGGACUAUUGAUAUUAGCACGGAUAUCCCGGGAAGCAUCGAUGGCUCGACGCGUGCGUCGCUGGAUGCUGCAUUGGUCAAUGCGCAAGUGGAGACGAGCAGGCUUAAGAAGAAGCGGAAAAUUGCUCGUGACAGCGUCACGGAGCUGACGUCGACAUACUUGAAACAGGGAAUGGUGGAUACAUCCGACAUCACCCGUACGCGAGAAAUUACGUAUCGGAAGACUGCAGAAAAUAAGAGCGACUUUGACGUGCAUAUAGGCGCGGAUAUAUUUGCUCGUCCGUGCAUGGUCGACAUGUCGGACAAAUUGCUGAGUAUGUUCAAGUAUACUAUGAAGAAGCGAAAGUUCCCGUUUGCUUCCGAACAGAAAGAGAGUAACCAGACCGAUGAUAUCGAGCUGACUCGACGCAUGAGCUCGACCUCACGCAUGAGUUCGAACUCGACUGGUUUGGAUGUGACGAUGGGUUCGUGCGAUGGCUCAAUGCUGCAUGAUAUCGAGGAGGAAAACCGGUUCGAGUUUGCUGACAUGGGCCCAGCCGAACCUGAACGUCUCGACGAGGGUUUUCCAGACUACGACAUCGGGGCACCAUUCGAGCCACAAGACCAGGAUCUGGAAGAUUUGAACGUGGAUAUCGAGCUAGGCGCUGUGAACGACAUCCGAAGCGACGCGCAGGACGGUGCUGCCCUUGAUCAUACAGAUGCUUCGACGGCUCAGCACAAGUGGCAUCCACACACUGUAAAGGUGAUGAAGGUGCUGCGGCAGUCGCUCCACGACAAAGAGGAGGUUACGUACAAGCAGCUAACGAAAAAGACCCAAGACCGACGAACAGCUGCCGCGCUGUUCUUUGAGCUCCUACAGCUAAAGACUCUCGACUAUGUGGACGUGGAGCAAGCUGCGCCUUACGCCGAUAUCAAGGUCUCGAAGGCUGCUCGGUUCUCAGAGCACAUCCCGGCGGUGGAUCGUAUUACUAGCUGA